UAAAUUGAAAUUCAAGCCUUUAAAACCGUACAUUUCUUGUGGUUCCUUUGAACAAAUUACAACAUGAACACUGUGAUAAUAUUGUUAGGACUUUUCGGGUUGACAAUUGCUCAAGGACCAGAAAUUAAAAUUUUAAGCCAGCAGCAGGAUAUAAAUCCAGACGGGUCAUACCAAUGGAGUUACGAGACAGAAAACGGGAUUCGAGCUCAGGAAAAUGGUCAGGUGAAGCCCGGAUCUCCCGACCCAAUUUUGGAAGCACAAGGAUCUUUCUCUUACACCGCCGAUGACGGGUCUCCAAUUGCUCUUCAGUACAUUGCCAACGAGGGAGGAUUCCAACCACAAGGGGAUCACUUGCCAACCGCUCCUCCAAUUCCUCCGGCGAUUGAAAGGGCUUUGAAGUACAUUGCCGAAAAUCCUCAGCCAGUGAUAGAAGAAAGACUCGGUUAAAAUAAUUGUUGGUUAUUAGUGAAAUGCACUGUACAUAAAUUUGCACCAAAAUAAAAGAAGUUU
Messenger RNA from Aethina tumida (small hive beetle), 510 nucleotides. RefSeq names its product endocuticle structural glycoprotein SgAbd-8-like. Lineage: Eukaryota; Metazoa; Arthropoda; Insecta; Coleoptera; Nitidulidae. The record is from RefSeq and is a predicted model, not a curated record. Gene Ontology annotation, molecular function: structural constituent of chitin-based larval cuticle. Gene Ontology annotation, cellular component: chitin-based extracellular matrix. The transcript is spliced from 4 exons. Bases 64 to 447 code for a protein of 127 amino acids.